GUCCUGCUCAGGUUCCAAUGAUGUCCCCAAAUGGUUCAGUGCCUACUAUUUAUGUGCCUCCUGGAUAUGCCCCACAGGUUAUUGAGGAUAAUGGUGUUCGAAGGGUUGUGGUGGUUCCCCAGGCUCCAGAAUUUCAUCCUGGUGGUCACGCAGUGAUACACAGGCCUCCGCAUCCCCCACUGCCUGGCUUUCUUCCUCUUCCAGCCAUGAUCCCCCCUCCACCACGUCAUAUAUACUCACCCGUGACCGGAGCUGGUGACAUCGCAACGCAGUACAUUCCACAGUAUCACACCUCACAAGUGUAUGGGGAUCUGGAUACUCUGCCUGCUCAUGGAAGAUCUAAUUUUAGAGAUGAAAGAUCUAGUAAAACAUACGAAAGGUUACAAAAAAAGUUAAAAGAUCGACACGGAACUCAGAAAGAUAAGUUAAACAGUCCUCCACCAUCUCCUCAGAAAUGUCCUUCUCCUACAAGUGAACAUAAUGGACUUACAAAAGGACAGGAUGCAGCUGGUAUAAGCACAGGUUCUACCAAAAGCAAGUCUCUGGGUAAAGGAAAAAGCAGUUCUCAGACAGACACCGAAGUAGAAGAAAAGGAUGAAGAAACGAAAGCACUUGAAGCACUUCUGUCUAAUAUAGCUAAGCCAGUGGUAUCGGACAUUCAGGCGAGAACAGCACUGCUGAUGUGGUCCCCUCCAUCCAGUGAUACCAGAGAAGACACUGACAAGAGUGACGUACCGGAUGUUUAUACCUAUGAAGUCAUGAUUUCAAAUUCCGGAAAAGAUGGAAAGUACAAAACCGUAUACAUUGGAGAAGAAAACAAAGUUACUGUAAAUGAUCUCAGGCCAGCAACUGAUUACCAUGCAAAAGUCCAAGCAGAAUGCAACUGUGUAAAGGGAAAUCCUUCAGAAGCAGAGAGUUUUACCACAACGAGUUGCGAACCUGAUACUCCAAAUCUGCCCAGGAUAACGAAUCGGACCAAAAAUUCUCUUACUCUGCAGUGGAAGGCAUCUUGUGAUAAUGGUUCUAAAAUCCACAGUUACCUUUUAGAAUGGGAUGAAGGAAAAGGAAAUGGAGAGUUUUGCCAGUGUUAUUAUGGCCAACAGAAGCAGUACAGGAUUACGAAACUAUCACCAGCAAUGGGUUACACCUUUAGGCUAGCAGCCAAAAAUGACAUGGGAAUGAG
Eurypyga helias (sunbittern) is the source of this 1183-nucleotide messenger RNA. RefSeq names its product fibronectin type-III domain-containing protein 3a-like. The transcript has 9 exons. NCBI's taxonomy places the organism in Eukaryota, Metazoa, Chordata, Aves, Eurypygiformes, Eurypygidae. Gene Ontology annotation, molecular function: protein binding. The annotation marks the transcript as partial. The record is from RefSeq and is a predicted model, not a curated record.